This is a messenger RNA of Pieris macdunnoughi, 1752 nucleotides long. The record is from the annotation of a GenBank genome assembly. NCBI's taxonomy places the organism in Eukaryota, Metazoa, Arthropoda, Insecta, Lepidoptera, Pieridae.
AUGGCUUCAAAUGUGCAAGGCUCUUCUUUCACUCAACAAACAUUUGUUGAGGAAAUUGAUUACAAUGAGAUUCAGGAAUUACAGGUGGUAGGUAAAGGAGCUUUUGGUGUGGUAUGGAAGGGUCUUUGGAGGAAUACAUUUGUUGCUGUAAAGCACAUUAAUUCGGAGGCAGAAAAACGGCAAUUUGCAAUUGAAGUGCGACAAUUGUCUCGAGUUUCUCAUCCUAAUAUUGUACAGUUGUAUGGAGCAUGUACACAAGGUGCGCAUGUAUGUCUUGUUAUGGAGUAUGCUGAAGGUGGCUCUUUAUACAAUGUUCUUCAUGUCCGGCCAAAACCUAAAUAUACUGCUGCUCAUGCUAUGAGUUGGGCAAGACAGUGCUCAGAGGGUGUGGCAUAUCUACAUGCUAUGAAGCCAAAGCCACUUAUUCACAGGGAUCUUAAACCUCCAAACCUACUUUUAGUUGCAGGAGGAAAGAAAUUGAAAAUUUGUGAUUUUGGCACUGCUGCUGAUAAGGCCACAUACAUGACUAAUAAUCAAGGUAGUGCUGCUUGGAUGGCCCCAGAGGUAUUUGAAGGCUCUUCUUACACAGAGAAAUGUGAUGUGUUUUCAUGGGGAAUUAUUUUAUGGGAAGUUUUAUCCAGAAGAAAACCAUUUGAAGAAGGAGGUACAGCAUAUAGGAUAAUGUGGGCAGUUCAUACAGGGGAGCGGCCUAAUUUAAUAGAAGGGUGUCCAGAACCCAUAGAGCAAUUAAUGACUCAGUGUUGGCAUAAAGUUCCUUCAGAGAGACCCAGCAUGGCCAAGGUUGUUGAGAUUAUGAAAGCACUAUGCGAAUUCUUUCCCGGCGCUGAUACUCCAAUCAACUAUGAUGACCUCGAAGCAGACGAGGAGGAAUACUCUGACGACUACAUGAUCUAUGACAGUCGGGAGAGCUAUGACACGGACACUGAAAACAUGACACAAGCCCACAAUCCCAUAUUUUCAAAUGAAUCAAAUUCAAUAAGAAAUACGGGGAAACUCUCCCCUCGGCCUAGAAGCUUUGUAGAGAGCCAAGUGAAUAGAUUACAGGUGUUAAUGGAACCAAAACCCACAGUGUCCGAUUUGAAACCAAAAAGGCUAGAGUUGUUGGAACCGGGACGACUGGCAAAACUAAACUCGCCCGGAUCGGAGCGGUGUCUGCCCAGCGAAGGAAGUACUCCUCAAGAUACAUUAAGAGUGUUUCGGAGUCCCAAUAUUUUUAGUGAAUCAUCUACGCCUCGUGGGCCAUCGCCCAUCGUGAAUUAUAAUAUUGGGAAUAUGAAUCCGAGGCAUAUUGACAUUGAGCAGUAUUGGAAUAGGGAGAAUGAUAAGUCUCCAGCGAGGACACCCUCAACUCUUAGCACAAAUUCGUCCCGUAAAGAGGAUUAUAACCAGAAUUACUGUGAUAAAUUGAGUGCGGCAAACAGUCCUAUGACCCCGAUAAGGGAAUACAACGGGAAUGUGGGUGAUACGAGAUAUCAGACACCAUUGCAAAUUGAUGUUGAUCCUAACUCUUGGGAAUUGCGUGAAGGACUUCAAGAUAUUGACGGCUACAUUGAAGUGAGACAUACAGGCGGACUUGACAAGUUUAUGCCGAUUGGUUAUCGGGAAGGCAUGGGUUGGGACGACGCACAGUCUCGCGCCGCCGUUGAAUGCCGGCGCAUCGCUGCACUGAUGCAACUUUGUCAUACGUUCCAUCGUAUACGCACGCAACCGUGCACGUACAUAUACCAGUGA